Messenger RNA from Chenopodium quinoa (quinoa), 2463 nucleotides. RefSeq names its product subtilisin-like protease SBT4.3. The record is from RefSeq and is a predicted model, not a curated record. The transcript is spliced from 9 exons. Gene Ontology annotation, molecular function: serine-type endopeptidase activity. Gene Ontology annotation, biological process: proteolysis. The coding region runs from base 290 to 2392 and encodes 700 amino acids. Lineage: Eukaryota; Viridiplantae; Streptophyta; Magnoliopsida; Caryophyllales; Amaranthaceae.
UAUAAAAAUGAGGAUAAGUCAUAUCAUCAAAAUUAACAAUUCACACAUAAGAAAAUGGUCAAAUUCAUGUUUUCUCAAAUUCACUUGCUCACCCUUGUACUUGGCCUUUUUGCUGCGGGGACAUUGUCUCUUAAUGCUAAUGAUGAUCGAAAGGCAAGUUACUACAUUGUUGUCUUUGUUGUUGUUGUUGUUACGUUGUUGUCUUUGUUCUUGUUAUUGUUAUUGUUAUUGUUGUUGUUGAUUAUGAUUUCAUCGAUUUAAUAUUAUUGUGCAGGUUUAUAUUGUAUACAUGGGUUCGAUUUCGGAGGAAUACGCUGUUACGUCCGAGUAUCACAUUAAUAUUCUUCAGCAAGUUUUAGAGGGCAGUACGGCAGAAGAGUCCUUGGUAAGAAGUUACAAGAGGAGUUUCAAUGGUUUCGCAGCAAGGCUAACAGAGAAAGAGAGUAAAAAUCUCAAUAGUAUGAAGGAAGUGGUGUCUGUAUUUCCUAGUAAAACACUCAACCUUCAAACAACGAGGUCAUGGGAUUUCUUAGGAUUAAUUGAGAGUGAUGUGGUUCCGAGAAAUUUGACUAGCGAGAGUAACGUGAUACUCGGUUCCUUUGACACCGGAAUCUGGCCUGAAUCACCGAGUUUUAGCGAUGAUGGUAUCGGACCUCCCCCUAAGAAAUGGAAAGGCGCUUGUAAGGGCGGAAAAGAUUUCACUUGCAACAAUAAAGUAAUUGGAGCUAGUACUACAACCUUUGAUUCGGCGAGGGAUGAAAUUGGUCACGGAAGCCACACUGCUUCGACAGCAGCCGGGAGACACGUAGAUCAUACAAAUUUUUAUGGUUUGGCAGAAGGAAUUGCAAGAGGAGCAGUACCUUCAGCUAGGCUCGCCGUAUACAAAGUUUGUGGACGCGAUGGUUGUCAGGACUCAGAUGUUCUUACUGCAUUUGAUGAAGCAAUUGCUGAUGGUGUAGACUUGAUUACAUUAUCGUUAGGAUCAUCCAAUCCAACUGAAUUAGAUUUAGAUAGUAUCGCGAUAGGUUCUUACCACGCGAUACAGAAAGGUAUACUAACUGUGCACUCUGCUGGAAAUAGUGGUAACAGAAGUUUUAGUGUAUCAAGUGUUGCACCUUGGUUAUUCAGUGUUGCAGCAAGCACUAUUGAUCGGCGAAUACUUGAUAAAGUUGUCCUUGGAAAUGGAAAGACACUACUUGGUUAUUCUGUUAAUUCUUUCCAGUCGAAGAGAGGGUUGCUUCCUUUAGUGUAUGGCGUAGGUCCAAAAGAGUGUGUAAAGGAAUCCAUACAGUAUUGUGGGCAAGGUUGUUUAGAUGAGUCAGUAAAAGGAAAGAUCGUAGUUUGUGAUAUUUCAGAUGGAAGUGGAAUCAUUGAAGCUUACAAAGUUGGUGCGCUUGGGGUACUGUCACGCAUAAACAUUGAUUUUUCUCAGAUUUAUCCUUUGCCUGCAAUUGAGUUCGAAAGCAAUGAAUUUCAAGCACUAAAAUCCUACCUUAAUUCCACAAAAAAUCCAAAGGCAAACAUCCUCAAGAGUUUCUCCUUUAAUGACACUUCUUCUCCUUAUGUCAUCGGGUUCUCUUCUCGAGGACCUAAUCUUGCUGCAUCGGAUAUCCUUAAGCCUGAUAUAACAGCGCCAGGAGUCGAAAUUAUAGCUGCAUUUUCACCUUUGGCUUCUCUAACUGGAAUUCCUGGAGAUAAGAGAUCAGUAAAUUAUACGAUUUUUUCUGGUACAUCUAUGUCUUGUCCUCAUGUCGCGGGUGCAUCUGUUUAUAUAAAAUCUCUCCAUCCAGAUUGGUCUCCUUCCGCGAUUAAAUCUGCUUUGAUGACUACAGCACAACCUAUUAGCCCAUCUAAGAACAAAGACGCCGAAUUUGCCUAUGGAUCAGGGCAUCUUGAUCCUGUAAAAGCUGCAAAUCCCGGACUUGUUUAUGUAACAGAACAAGAUGAAUAUCUUACAUUUUUCUGUAAGUUGGGUUAUGAUAAAGACCAAAUUGCACUGAUCACAGGUAACAGGAAAUUCUCUUGCCCGAAAGAGAGUAACGAAACUUCGUCAUUAGCAAAGGAUGUUAACUAUCCUUCCUUGUCUGUCAUGGUUGAAAUUGAUAUACCAAUCAAUAUCAAGUUUAGUAGAACAGUCACCAAUGUAGGAGUUGCUAAUUCCACCUACACCGUGAAAGUCGAAUCGCCUAAGGAAAUAAAGGUCACAGUGAAUCCAACUUCUCUUUCGUUUAAAUCAUUGAAUGAAAAGAAGACGUAUGAAGUGAGUGUUGUUGGCAAAGCAUUAACGGAAAACUCCUCCAUUAUAUCAGCAUCAUUGGUUUGGUCUGAUGGACAACAUAAUGUUAGGAGUCCUCUUGUUGUAUACUCUGAUUUUUACCAUGGAGUUGACUAAUUAGUGUACUAUAUAGUGUAUAUAUAUUUCCAAUAAAAAGGAUAAUGUAGGUUGAAUAUAAUUAAUACUAA